CAAAUUUUGGUGAUGGCAUAUGUAUUUGAUGAUGAUAUUUUUAAUGAAGAUUAUGCUUUAGAAGAAUCUGACAGGGAACAGAGUGAUGAAGACAGGAUAGACAGUGAUGUAGAAAUUGCUCUCUAUAGCCAAAUUCAUUUUGCACAAAAUGAAUCCUACGAAGUUAUCCAGAUGAAUGCUUUUACUGAUUCAAAACUCAAUUUGGCUAGCAAUUUUUCGGCCGCAGAAUCCAAAACUUGUAAUAAUAUAGUGCAAGGAGACAUUAAAAAUCCUAUAACGAUAUCGUCGGAUACAUCCAGCAGUUCUGACGACAUCAAAGUCGUGUCCGAAUUCAAGCCCACUAGUUCUGUUGUGCCAGAAGUAAUCAUUUUUGACGAUAAAGACAGUGUUAAUGGUGAAUGUAAACAGAGAAAAAGUUGGCACAAUGAAUUUGUUUCCAUUACUUACAGCGACAAUGAUGAAACUGUUGAAACGCCCAAAAGAGAUGACAUAGCAGUCGUUAAUUUUUUUCCAAAUUCCCCAAACAAAAGUACAGUUUUUAAUUUGAAAGAAAGAUUUUACUUGAAAAGUGCAAACGCAAAGGCAAAGAAUUUAUCGGCAUCUUUGACGAAAGAUGUGGACAGUGAUAGUAGUGAAGAUCUUUUCAAAUAUCCGAGCAGCUCAAAGGAUAAUAUUUGUAUUAACGUGUCUCCUAAUUCAUCUGAGAAUUUUGAAAGACAUAAUGAUAAGUUGUGGUAUGUCAGUAAUCAAGAUCUAUAUCAGUCACAGACGUCGCGGUAUUACAAUAAAACUGCUUACGUAGUGUGUUGUAUAUGUUUGGAAAGAGGACAUAGGAUGAGGGAUUGUACAAAAUCUAAGAAAGAACCCACAUGUUAUCUUUGCGGCUAUUCCGGUCAUAUUGGGAGAAAAUGUCCGAGGAGAAGUUGCGAAAUAUGCUUUUCUCUCAAGCACAAGACGAAGAAAUGUAAAGCCCAUAUAGAAACAGAACUAGAGCAAACAUGUAAAUUAUGUCAGCUUCCAGGACACACAAAAUUUAAUUGCCCAGAUUUUUGGAGAAGGUACCAUUUAACAAGAGAGAAUAAAUGUAUCGUUCAACGUGAAAGAUCUGUAAACAACAAUGCAUAUUGUUACAAUUGUGGGAAAAAAGGGCAUUUUGGAUAUCAAUGCUACGAACUGAGAAUGGAGAGAAUGUUCCCCACCAUUCCCUUUAUUAUGAGUUACAAAAAUCCAUUCAAGAAAGGCAAACAGGAAGCAGAUAGAACAAAAGAAUUGGUUAAAAAACAUAAAAAGAAAAAGAGAAAGAGAAAAUCAAAACAUUCGAAUAGUGACAAUUCUACAUUGCAGACGGACAAAACGAAGAAGCAAAGAGUCAAAAGAAGAGAUUUGGUGUAUAGGAAGAACAGACACUGUGUCAAAAACCCAGCAGAAAGUGACUUGAAUUUUGAGGCCCGUGACUCAGAUUUGCAAGAACGUGGCCACGUUUGUGACAGAAGAAAACAUCUAAGGACAGUUGUGAAAAUUUCUUCUUCUAGAUUUACUACAUUGUAUAAUUUUAUUUAUGUAAAUAAAUUAAAAACUUGACAAUUU
This is a messenger RNA of Centruroides sculpturatus (bark scorpion), 1587 nucleotides long. Its product is annotated as zinc finger CCHC domain-containing protein 7-like. The coding region runs from base 13 to 1581 and encodes 522 amino acids. Gene Ontology annotation, molecular function: zinc ion binding; nucleic acid binding. Lineage: Eukaryota; Metazoa; Arthropoda; Arachnida; Scorpiones; Buthidae. The transcript has 9 exons. The record is from RefSeq and is a predicted model, not a curated record.